Messenger RNA from Linum tenue, 2246 nucleotides. The record is from the annotation of a GenBank genome assembly. Lineage: Eukaryota; Viridiplantae; Streptophyta; Magnoliopsida; Malpighiales; Linaceae.
GAGGGAUGAGUUGAGAAUCAUCAGUGCCUGGGUGUUUUCAAUCCCGAACCCAGCAGCAGUGCAACCCCUCUCUCUCUCCAUGGAUGCCGCUUUGCCUACCGGCAACCAGUCGCCGAGCAGCGCGGUCGGUCGUCGCCCCACCUGCAACAAGGCCGUCUCUUACUUCAAGAAAACAGUGACUUUGCAGGACUGGUGGCUUAUCAAAGCCGACCAGGACUACGAGGGAAAGAGGCUCGGAGUUGCAGGAUUUCCUCCCAGCGGUCAAAGAGGUUUGCGGGAGUUUCGCUCGGCACCGAUUAUCAAAACCUACGAUGUGUUUACCCUGGAGACUGCUGAUGGCGUCACUGUGCUCAUCCAUGGCUUCCUGAACCGGACUCGCACUGUCCAAAACGGAUUCCCUAUUGAGGCCACAAAUAGUUUCUUGUUGGGCUUUCCUUUUUACUGGGAACAUUGUGCCAAAAGGUGGGUUCAAGAUGCAUAUAGCAAUGAAGUUCACAUGACGAAAACCUCUGCAGAUCCAGAUAUGCAAUCCGCGGCUGCAGAGUCUACUCCAACUGCUGACAAAGAUAAUUCUAAUGAUGAAGUUGUGAAAGAUGGUCCAUAUCCCCCAUCCCUGAACUUCGACAUCAAGGCCUUGAAAAGGUGUCCAUUGCACAGUCCUAUAACGAGAUCUAGAAGUUCUGCCUGUGAAAAAGUGAUCACCAAAAAACAUUCCAGCGUGGAAGGCACUUGUGACACUGUGUAUCAUGAUGGUUCGAGUUCUUCCCCUGAAAGAAUUGUUGACAAGUUAGAAAGCAACAAGAGUAAGAAGAGGUCUGCCCGAAACUUAAACAGCAAGGAACCAGUAUUGUCCUUGAGAUAUUCAACCUUUACCAGCCCUUCUGCUCCCGAAGAAGACUCUGGUUUUGAAAGAUCCGAUGUGGACCAUCUGAAUGUGUUAGAAUUGAACCAGAAGAAGCCUGCAAAAAGUUAUGACAGUCCACGGUACGGAUAUGCAUUAAGGAGUGGGGUUAUAAACAGGUCAACAACUUCCUUGCUUCAAGUUCCUGAGCUGACGUCAGGAUUUAAUGGUGAGAAAGAAAGUGGUGCAUCUGCAUCUCCAGAUGCUGGCAAGUUCAGUCAUCCAGAACUUGAUUCAAAUAAUGAAAGCAUAAGAACGUUUGUGUACCCAAAUAUUGAUGAACGUGUUGACUUGAAGAAACAAGGGAACUCUAGAUCUAAAAGACGGAAAUCCAGGUCAAAGUUAGCGAGCCCUAAAUAUCUGAGCAAAAAGAAAGCAUCUAGAUAUGCAGUCAGGCAAAACAAAGAGUUGCCAUCAGAGUCAGCGAAGCCUCACCUUGAUGAAGAAGGGAAGCGUGGAGAUGUGCAUAAAAGAACUAUUCCCUCAUCAAGCAAAGUGAAAAAUUGUAAGUCAGAGGUAGGAGCAUCUAGAAGGACAAGAAAUUCAACAAGGAAAGAGAGGCAUGAAAAGCUUAAUGUUAAAGCUGGGGAUUCUUCUGGUACAACAAAAGUCAAAAAGAGAAUUUUCUUUGAAACUCCGGUUACUCCAAAGACAGUGGAAGGAAAAUCAAGGUCUCGUCUGCACUCUCCGGAGUCUUUGAAUCUCAAAAGAUCCCGAUCAGGCAGACUGCUCUUACCUGCCGUACGCUUCUGUGGCAAUCAAAUUCCAGUUAAUGAUACGGUUCGUCUAUCCUAAAGUCUUACCUUGGUUGCUUACAUUUGCCAUUUCUGUUUGGCAUUCGAUUUGCAUACUAUAUUUGCCCAUGCUAUCUUUUCAGACUGGAAAUGUUACUGGAAUUCUGGAACAAUUGGAUACCGUUCAGCCAUAUAGAGGACGGCCUUCUUAUUCUGGUUACAGGAACUAGAUCCGAGCCUCCGAAGAGAAAACGGAAGACCAGGUAGUUAGCCUAUAUGCCAAAUUCUGAACCUCUACCCGGGUCAAUCUGUUGAUGCUAUUGCAUAGAAUUGUUGUGAUUUCCGCCAAGUUUACCGUCAGAUAAGAACAGUUAGUCGCAUGUGCCAAUCUGUGAAUCUGUAAUGUGUACAUCGCAGACAAUCCUACUGCGUUUUGCUAGUUAGUUUGCUAUAAUAUCAAUGUACAAUUGCAAACUCUAGGAUGUGUUAUUGGUAACUACAUCUAAAAAAUUAUCAGAUGUUACGUGUUACCUUAUUAUGUUGUGAUAAAUAGAUUUAACAUCGAACUGGAAGAAGAAAAAAAGAACAUUUAAAAGGCUGAAAUGUGUUGG